This is a messenger RNA of Helianthus annuus (common sunflower), 1371 nucleotides long. RefSeq names its product UDP-glycosyltransferase 89B2. The coding region runs from base 1 to 1371 and encodes 456 amino acids. The transcript has a single exon. NCBI's taxonomy places the organism in Eukaryota, Viridiplantae, Streptophyta, Magnoliopsida, Asterales, Asteraceae. The record is from RefSeq and is a predicted model, not a curated record. Gene Ontology annotation, molecular function: UDP-glycosyltransferase activity.
AUGUCUCACUCAACACAUAUACUAGUCUACCCUUUUGCUCCUUCCGGCCAUUUCAUUCCCUUACUCGACCUCACCCGCCUCCUCCUCAGCCGCGGCCUCACCAUCACCAUCGUUGUUUCCACCACCAACCUCCCGCUUCUCGACCCUCUUGUCUCCUCGCACCCCUCAUCUUUCCACAAACUCCUCAUGCCUGACCCCGACCACACCCCAUUCCCGCAUCCACUUAUCGCCAAAGUGAUAGCCACCCAACAACUAUUUGAUCCCAUUGUUAAGUGGUUCAAAUCCCACCCUUCACCUCCGGUUGCCAUCAUAUCCGACUUCUUGCUCGGGUGGACUAAUGACCUUGCCUCCCACCUAGGCAUUCGACAUGUAGUGUUUUCGCCUUCGGGUGCUCUUGGUUACUCCAUUUUUAAUAUGUUAUGGCGAGACGCAUUGGAGAUUAAUGCCCUCCACGGUGACAACGGAGACGAAAGCUACAUGCUUUCGUUCCCCGAAAUCCCCUACUCGCCCGAACUUCCUUGGUGGCAGCUGUCACCGAUGUGGCGAAGUUAUAACAAGGGCGAGCCGGGUUUCGAGUGUUUUAGAAAGGGUAUUUUGGAUAAUAUGACUUGCUGGGGAAUUGUGUACAAUACUUUUGAAGGUUUGGAAGGGGAUUAUAUUGAUUAUUUGAAGAGACAGGUGGGCCAUGACCGGGUCUGGGCCGUGGGCCCAUUACUCCCUGAUGAUCAUGGCCCGAUGAGUAGCACUGCACGUGGUGGGUCCAGUGCAGUGCCACCUGAUGACCUGCUCAUGUGGUUAGACCAAAAGCGUGACGAUUCAGUUGUAUAUAUAUGCUUUGGGAGCCUAGUAGCAUUAAGCGAGGAGGAAAUGAAGGCAUUGACGGAUGCCCUCAAGCUUAGUAAUGUAGACUUUAUUUUGUGUGUGCACGAAAGCGGUUCGAGCCUCAUCCCUAGUGGGUUUGAACAACAGGUGGGGGGUCGAGGGUUCAUAGUCAUAGGUUGGGCCCCACAAUUGGCAAUACUGCAGCAUCGGGCUGUAGGUUCGUUUGUGACUCAUUGUGGGUGGAACUCAACAUUGGAAGGUGUUACAUCAGGCGUGACGAUGUUGACAUGGCCAAUGGGUGCGGACCAGUUUGCCAAUGCUAUGCUACUGGUCGAUCGGUUGGGUGUUGGGAAGCGAGUUUGUGAAAGUGGACCGGAGAGUGUUCCUAACCCAGUCGAGUUGGCCCGGUUGUUGGAUGAGUCUUUGAAUGUUGAUAGGCCCGAGCGAGUUAAAAUUAAGGAGCUGAGCCGAGCAGCCAUCAAGGCAAUUAAAGAAGGAACAUCAGUAACGAAUUUGAAUACAUUCGUCAAGCUUUUAUAUGAGCUCUAA